AUGGAGUUGAGUAAGAAUCCCGGCCAGCUUUUGUCUAGUAUCGCAACCAAUGAGCGACAUGGAGAGAACUCUCCUUACUUCGAUGGAUGGAAAGCAUAUGAGGAGAACCCUUAUCACCCCAUAAAAAAUAAGGAUGGAGUCAUCCAGAUGGGUCUUGCAGAAAAUCAGAUGUGCUUUGAUUUGAUUGAGGAGUGGAUUAAGAAAAAUCCCAAGGCUUCCAUCUGCACAGCUGAAGGAGUCGACGAGUUCAAGAAUAUUGCCAUUUUUCAGGAUUACCAUGGCUUGCCGGAGUUCAGACAAGCCUUGGCGAGCUUUAUGAGGAGAGUAAGAGGUGGUAGGGUUAGGUUUGAUCCAGACCGCAUAGUCAUGAGCGGUGGAGCUACAGGAGCUAACGAGCUAAUCAUGUUCUGUUUGGCUGAUCCUGGCGAUGCUUUUCUUGUACCCUCACCUUAUUAUCCAGCAUUUGACCGAGACAUGGGGUGGCGAACUGGGGUGCAGAUUCUUCCUGUUGACUGUGAUAGCUCCAAUGGUUUCCUGAUAACAAAAGCAGCAUUAGAAGCAGCAUAUGAGAAGGCCAUUGAAGACAACAUCAAGAUAAAGGGCUUGCUCCUGGCAAAUCCAUCAAACCCUUUGGGAACCCUUUUAGACAGAGAGACAUUAACAAGCCUGGUGAGCUUUGUGAAUGAAAAGAAUAUCCAUUUAGUUUGCGACGAAAUAUAUGCAGCCACAGUCUUCAAAUCUCCAAGUUUCAUAAGCGUUUCUGAGAUCAUAGAAGAGAUGGGAUCUGAAAUAUGCAACCGUGAUCUCAUUCACAUUGUUUAUAGCCUCUCCAAGGACAUGGGCCUCCCCGGCUUUAGGGUGGGCAUAGUUUACUCCUACAAUGAUGCAGUGGUGAGCUGUGGCCGCAAAAUGUCAAGCUUUGGAUUGGUUUCUUCUCAAACUCAACAUCUGCUUGCUUCAAUGCUUUUGGACGAGGAGUUUGUUGGGAACUUUCUCGAGGAGAGUUCGAGGAGGCUAGCGAAGAGGCAUGAAAUGUUCAUAAAGGGACUUGAGCAGGCGGGGAUUACAUGCUUAAAAAGCAAUGCUGGCCUUUUUGUUUGGAUGGAUUUGCGCCGGCUCCUUAAAGAGCAAACAGCGGAGGCUGAGAUUGUGCUGUGGCGCGUAAUCAUCAACGAGGUGAAGCUCAAUGUUUCCCCAGGCUCUUCUUUCCAUUGCACAGAGCCCGGUUGGUUUAGGGUUUGCUUUGCAAAUAUGGACGAUCACACAGUAGACGUUGCACUCAAAAGACUCCAUGCAUUUGUUCGUCAAGAAAAAGCUGGAGGAAAUUAA
Molecule: messenger RNA, 1329 nt
Organism: Juglans microcarpa x Juglans regia
Lineage: Eukaryota; Viridiplantae; Streptophyta; Magnoliopsida; Fagales; Juglandaceae
Product: 1-aminocyclopropane-1-carboxylate synthase 1-like
Exons: 4
Coding region: 1-1329 (442 amino acids)
Biological process (GO): biosynthetic process; amino acid metabolic process
Molecular function (GO): pyridoxal phosphate binding; transaminase activity
Source: RefSeq, a predicted model, not a curated record